Lucilia sericata (common green bottle fly) is the source of this 1737-nucleotide messenger RNA. RefSeq names its product sodium channel protein Nach (gene ppk18). NCBI's taxonomy places the organism in Eukaryota, Metazoa, Arthropoda, Insecta, Diptera, Calliphoridae. Gene Ontology annotation, biological process: sodium ion transmembrane transport. Gene Ontology annotation, cellular component: membrane. Gene Ontology annotation, molecular function: ligand-gated sodium channel activity. The record is from RefSeq and is a predicted model, not a curated record. Bases 1 to 1737 code for a protein of 578 amino acids. The transcript has 8 exons.
AUGUUUGGCUUUUUAUUGAAAAACAAACAUUUAAAAGAUUUUCUAAACGAGAGUGCCAUACAUGGCCUGCGUUUGUUGCUGUACUAUACACGGUUCAAAUAUGCCAGAUUUAUUUGGACAGUUUUUAUAUUUGCUGUAAUAAUUUGGACUCAUUUUAUAAUAAUAACGCUGAUUGUACAAUAUAUUCAACAGCCAACAGAGGUGCAUAUGUCCACUAAUAUGGUUCAUGUUUCGAACACUCCUUUUCCAGGUGUGGCCGUUUGUAGUGCUAAUAAGUUGAGUCGUGAAAAAGUAUUAAGCUUUGAACAGCAACAACGCUAUAAACCCUACUAUUUGGCUCAAACAAUUCCCGAAAUGGCUCAACAUUUACUCAAUCUCAAAGGUUUCUAUAUCUUUCCGCAUGACAAUUUAUCGCUCAAUUUAACCAUACUCCAUCGUUUGGAUAAAAUUUUCACUUUUAUGUUUAAUACUACCGAUUAUCCGAUACGUGAUUAUUUGAAGAUAUUAGCACCAGAUUGUAGAAAUUUAGUUAUACGUGGCACUAUAUACGGUGAAGAAAUUAACACUAGAGAUUAUUUCAAUAAACGUUUAACGUCAUCGAGUGUAUGCUGUAUGUUUAAUUAUAAUAGAAGAGGUUAUUCCAUAGAUGAGAAAACCCGUGAGGCUGAUAAUCGGUUUGCUGAGAAUGCGGAGAAAAUCAAAUUUCAAUCCAAUUCUAUAUUGAAUUCUAUACAAUUUGUUUUGCGUAGUUCACCGGAAGAUUUUACCAUAACAGAAUUUCAUAAUACAGCAUUUCAGCUUUACAUUUUCCCCCGGGAAGAUUAUGCUACCAUACAAUCAAAUCGUAUAGGAGAAAUUUUAGUUGAUUAUAAUACCAUAGUAGAAGUACCCAUAGAACCGGAAUUCUUCGGUUCCACCCAAAGUGUAAGACAGUUUGCGCCCGAAGUACGUAACUGCUACUUUCCAGAUGAGGGACAAAAGUUACUAAAUCAAUCCUAUUACUCUAUCGAUGAAUGUCUGCUUAUAUGUCGCAUGGAUUCUAUGCUGAAAUAUUGUGGCUGUGUUACACCACCUAUGGCGGCCACUAAUAAAACAAUUACAUAUUGUAAUUUUUUAGAUUUACCCUGUUUAAUAAAUUGGCGUGCCAUUUGGUAUGGUUGGAAUACUUUUGAAUAUGUUCAUGAAAAUGGUAAAGAUAUACAGGAUGAUUUUACCACUGGACACAGAUGUCCACAAUGUUUACCGAAUUGUAAUGGUGUUGAUUUUAAUCUGGAAGUUAAUGAUAUGACUAUGAGACCAACAUAUGGACAAGCUUAUAGUCAUGGGAUAUUAAAAGGUCUUACUAAUGCAAAACCUUUGGCUAUAGUUAAGCUAUAUUUCAAGCAACUUUAUGUUUUGUCUACAGAAAUGGAUAUUGUGGGCGAUUGGGUGGUUUUAUUAAAUCGUUUUGGCGGCAUUAUGUCUCUUAUGUAUGGCUUUAGUAUUAUCAGUUAUAUCGAAAUUAUAUAUUUUGCUACCGGAAAAUUUUUUGCUUAUCAUUUGGAUAGUUGGAAACUAAAAUUGGAACGUAAAUUAUCUACUCUAACUCAUGUAACAGAAAAUGAAGCAGACUAUAGUCCAGAGGAUGAACCACCACCCGCCUAUAAUUUGUGCUGGAAGGAAUUGAAACCUAAGCAGCCGGUGGAUAUGGAAAUAUUCAGAGAUGAAGUUAUUUUACAUUUAUAUAAAAGGGAAUGA